GGGGUAGGAGCUGGAUGCGGACUGGCUGUCCCUGGGCCCAGGCCCCACCUCUGGCCGGCCCCCUGCCCAGCCCCUCCACUUGCCUGCAUUUAUCCCUUGCUGCCCAUGCCAGGCCCUGCCUGCCCUGGGUCGGGUAGAAGGAAGAUAGGGCCGGUGGCCGGAGGGGUCCCUGAGAGGCCCCUGAGAGUGGGGGACGGCUGGGGGCUGGGGCACCGAGGGCCCCGAGGUUUGGAGGCGGGGGCUUGUGGGCCUGGGACCAUGGCGCUCUUGAAGCUCUCGGUGCUGGCAUUCAGCUUCGUCUUCGGGGCGGCCGGCCUAACGAUGCUGACCCUUGGGCUGUGGGCCGAGAUGGCUCUGGGAAGGUACCUGGUCCUGUCCGCCCGGGGGGCCCCCAGCGCCCCCUCCCUCCUGCUUGCCGCCGGGGCCGCCGGGCUGCUCUGGGGAGGCCUGGCUGGCGGUGGGGCGGCCAGCGGGCACCGGGGCCUGCUCCGGGCCUCUGCAGCCAUCCAGCUGACCGCCCUGGGAGCCGGCCUGGCCGCCGGCCUCUCGGGACUGGGCUACCGGAACGAGCUGGCCCAGGGCUUCCGGGCGGGCCUGUGGCGGGCCGUGUGGGCUCCCGGGGGCCGGGGGGGAGAUGCCGCGGGCGCCCUGCAGGGGGCCCUGGGGCUGCUGCGGGGGGGCCUUUCGCGGGCGCUGGACUCCCCUUGGGCCCGAAGCCCCCGGGCCCCGGGGAACGGCUCUCUGCCCCCCAGCUGCUGCCAAGACCAGGCUGACUGCCGGGAGGGGGCCAGGGCCGUGGCUUCCGAUGGCUGCUUCUCCAAAGCCAGCGACUUUGUGGCCGACAACAUGGACUUCAUCGUGGUGGCAGCGCUGGGCCUGGGGGCCCUGCAGGUGGUCGGAGUCGUGCUGGCCUGCCUCCUGGCCGCCCGGAUGGCCCCUGGCACCCGGGCCUCUGUGGAGACCCCAAAGAGCCGUUCCCUGGAGCCCCCGAUCCCCGACGUCCCCACUGCCCCCCCGGAGCCCUGAGGCCCCCGCCCCACCCCCAUUCCCCCCUCUCUCUAGGCUGGGCCCUGUCUCCUCAUCCCACCCGGGACAUAGCCCUCACAGCCUCGCCCCUGAGCCUGGUGGGCGCUUCUUCGGCCCCCAAAGAACUGUUCCUUUCCCACCCUGCUCCGGAGGGACAGUAGCUGGGGAUCCUACCGAGCCGGGCCAGCCUGGACCCUGGGAUAUGGAGGCGGCUGCCCCAGCUCUGGCUCCGGGCACCGAUCACUGCGGACACUCAAGAGAAAACCCAGAAUCCUCCAGUCGGUGACUCAGGAAUGGUCCCAGCCCUGGACUCCUGGCCAGAGACCCUGGAAGGACGCUUUCUGGCAUAUCUCAGAUGAACGGGCAGCCGUGUACCCGGGGCUCUCCUCUGGCUGACCCCUUGCCCAGCCCUUCUCUCUGGUUCUCCCCUUUCUCUCCUGUUCCCCCAGCAGCCUGGUGCCCGGCACAGGGGGCAGGGAAGGGGUACCUCAUUACAUAGAUGGGGAAACAGGAUCCAAGGGGCAAGGGUCUUGUUUAAUGUCACAUGGGUGGUUGCUGCCCCCCACCCAACCCCUCUGGCUUGGGAUGACUGGCUGCUCUGGACCUGUGUCACCCACCAGACUUUCCCCUUUACUCUGGGCAGUAUUCUGCCCCCCACUGGAAGCCCUCGUUCCUCAGCCUCCAGGUUUAAGGACCUCCUGAGGGUUGACCUUACUUCAGGAUCUCCUCAAAGCCCAUCUCCUCCUCCAUCUCCAUCUCCUGCCUCAGUCUCCCCAUCUGUAACAUGGGGAUAAUAAUGGCAGCCAUAUUGUAGGGGGAGGCCCACCCUUACUCCCUAUCCUCAUCCUAUGCCGACAGAAGCUGGGGAAGCUGAUGGCCGGAGGUCAGUGACUUCCUCAGUCACAAAAUGAAUUGGAACAGGAAUGAAGUCACAGCUCAGAGCCAGCGAUAUUUAGAGGUCAUGGGGGCAGGGGAGAUGGAGUCCUGCGAUGUGCCCAUUCUGUGGAUGAAAAAGCAAGGUGGAGAGGGUGCAAGGAACUUGUCCACCAGUGUCAGGCCUGGGUCUGGAGCUAAGUCUUUGGGCUUUAAGUCCUCCCUCCACUUCCUGUUUUAGUCAUCAGCGAGUUAGAACGGCUGCAUCUCCAGUGAUGUAGCGGCAGAGGAGAGACUGAGAAUCCCAGUAUCCACCCUGUGAGGAAAGUGCUCCCGGUUCCAGCCCCCGGGACCAAGCAGAACAAGGCCGAGCCCCUUCCCCCAGGCACAGGACCCGGGUUUGAGGGCCCCCGUGAUUAUUUCCUGCUGGGGGACCCUGAGACAAAUCUGUUUCCUCACCUGAAAAACGGGGAUCAUACAUUUGCUGUCCCUCUCUCAGGGCUGGUGAAAGUGUCGCUUAAACUGCAUGAGGACAGGAUGGGAAUAUUCUCCCAGGUGUCCCUCUUCAAGGGUUAAAGGCGGAAGGGAGCUUGCCCUGCCCCCCAGCCCCAGGACCGUUUCCCUGUGGUCUGAAUCUCUGCCAGGACUAUCGGCACUGCUGGCCCAGCUCUGGCGCUUCCAAGGAGGGCAGCUCUCAGCUUGGCUCUUUAUCUGCAAAUUGGGGAUAAUGUUUAUAAUCUCUACCUUGUUAUGAAGCUCAAUGUUAAGGAAAGUGCUUUUUAAACCUUUAAGACUAGAUUAUCAGCCAUGACGAUGAUGUUAUCACCCUACCCUGGAUUAUCAUGGCUCCUGUCCUCAGCUUACCACUGUGCUGGAUGGUAAUCUCCCUGAGGGCAGGGACCCUCUUUUUUCUAGGACCUGGGGGGCUCCUCUUAUUCAAGACAAUCCAUUUAUCAGGAUAGAAUUAGAAAAACCAGAACUCCGGUCAUGUGGUCCAAGUAAUGGCUCAUUCCCCUAAUCCUUUGCAGCCUCAGUUGGGACUCCCCAGGGUGCAGAAGCCAGUGUGGCUCCCUCAAGAACGCCUUUUGGGCAGGGCUAGGAACCUGGUACGCUGUAGCUCCAGGAUUCUUCCUUUGCUGGAGAAUUCAGCAAAGCAAACUGUGUCUGCUGAUAGGAGGUACUUGAUAAAUAUGAUAAAUUAUUAACAAAUAUAAUUAAUAAAUAUAUGAUAAAUCCUUGUUGGGUCCUUUGAUAUCAUCGUGGAUGAGAUGGGGAGACAGGAUCCCGAUCGGUUUAUUGGAAACUGGUUGAAUGGUCACCCUCAAAGAUGAACAGUCUCAGGGUGUUUUGGAGAAGUCUCCCAUGGUGGGCUCCUCCAAUAAUUCCUGCUCCUAAUCUAUUCCUGUCUGGGUCAACAUUUUUAUCAA
This is a messenger RNA of Sarcophilus harrisii (Tasmanian devil), 3326 nucleotides long. Its product is annotated as tetraspanin-7-like. NCBI's taxonomy places the organism in Eukaryota, Metazoa, Chordata, Mammalia, Dasyuromorphia, Dasyuridae. The record is from RefSeq and is a predicted model, not a curated record. Gene Ontology annotation, cellular component: membrane.